GAGGAAGGCCGAGAGCGCUCGUGGAACGCAACUAGGCGCGCGUCCCUGAGCCGGCGUGGCGAGCGCCCUCUGGCCGGUGUCGCCGCCCGGAGUACCCUCGGGUCGCCAGGCCCGCGCCAGUCCCCGCCAUCGGAGCAGCAGCGGCACUGCGCUGGGACUGCGGCCACGACACCAGGGAACAACCAUGUCACCGUUUCUUCGAAUUGGUUUAUCCAACUUUGACUGUGGGACCUGUCAAGCUUGUCAGGGAGAGGCGGUGAACCCCUACUGUGCCGUGCUUGUCAAAGAGUAUGUGGAAUCAGAAAACGGGCAGAUGUACAUCCAGAAAAAGCCGACCAUGUACCCGCCUUGGGACAGCACCUUUGAUGCCCACAUUAACAAGGGAAGGGUGAUGCAGAUCAUCGUGAAAGGCAAAAAUGUAGACCUCAUAUCAGAAACCACCGUGGAGCUCUACUCCCUGGCAGAGAGAUGCCGCAAGAACAAUGGGCGGACAGAAAUAUGGUUAGAGCUGAAACCUCAAGGCCGAAUGCUAAUGAAUGCAAGAUACUUUCUGGAAAUGAGUGACACAAAGGACAUGAGUGAAUUUGAGAACGAAGGAUUCUUUGCACUGCAUCACCGCCGAGGCGCCAUCAAACAAGCCAAAGUCCACCACGUCAAGUGUCACGAGUUCACAGCCACCUUUUUCCCUCAACCCACGUUCUGCUCUGUCUGCCAUGAAUUUGUCUGGGGGCUGAACAAGCAGGGCUACCAGUGCCGACAAUGUAAUGCAGCGAUUCACAAGAAGUGCAUCGAUAAAGUGAUAGCCAAGUGCACAGGAUCGGCGAUCAAUAGUCGAGAGACCAUGUUCCACAAGGAGAGAUUCAAGAUCGACAUGCCACACAGAUUCAAAGUCUACAACUACAAGAGUCCAACCUUCUGUGAGCACUGUGGUACCCUGCUAUGGGGGCUGGCGAGGCAAGGUCUCAAGUGUGAUGCAUGUGGCAUGAACGUCCACCACCGAUGCCAGACAAAGGUUGCCAACCUCUGUGGUAUAAACCAGAAGCUAAUGGCUGAAGCGCUAGCAAUGAUUGAAAGCACUCAACAGGCUCGCACCUUAAGAGAUUCAGAACACAUCUUCCGAGAAGGACCAAUUGAAAUCAGUUUCCCGCGCUCCAUCAAAAGUGAAACCAGGCCACCAUGCGUACCAACACCUGGGAAAAAAGAACCCCAGGGAAUUUGCUGGGAGUCCCCUUUGGAUGGGGCAGAUAAAACGGCCCAGCCUCCUGAACCUGAAGUGAACUUGCAAAGGGCUUCUCUGCAACUGAAACUGAAGAUCGAUGACUUCAUCCUGCACAAGAUGCUGGGGAAAGGAAGUUUUGGCAAGGUCUUCCUGGCAGAGUUCAAGAGAACCAAACAGUUUUUCGCAAUAAAAGCCUUAAAGAAAGAUGUGGUGUUGAUGGACGAUGACGUCGAGUGCACGAUGGUGGAGAAGAGAGUUCUGUCCUUGGCCUGGGAGCAUCCGUUUCUUACACACAUGUUCUGCACAUUCCAGACCAAGGAAAAUCUCUUUUUCGUGAUGGAGUAUCUCAAUGGAGGAGACUUAAUGUACCACAUCCAAAGUUGCCACAAAUUUGAUCUUUCCAGAGCCACGUUUUAUGCUGCUGAGAUCAUCCUUGGUCUACAGUUCCUUCAUUCCAAAGGAAUUGUCUACAGGGACCUGAAGCUAGAUAAUAUCCUGUUAGACAGAGAUGGCCAUAUCAAAAUAGCAGACUUUGGGAUGUGCAAAGAGAAUAUGCUGGGAGAUGCGAAGACAAAUACUUUCUGUGGGACGCCUGACUACAUCGCUCCGGAGAUCUUGCUGGGUCAGAAAUACAACCAUUCCGUUGACUGGUGGUCCUUUGGGGUUCUUCUUUACGAGAUGCUGAUUGGCCAGUCGCCUUUCCACGGGCAGGACGAAGAGGAGCUUUUCCACUCCAUCCGCAUGGACAAUCCCUUUUACCCAAGGUGGCUAGAAAGGGAGGCCAAGGAUCUUCUAGUGAAGCUUUUUGUGAGAGAGCCUGAAAAGAGGCUGGGAGUGAGAGGAGACAUCCGCCAGCAUCCUUUGUUUCGAGAGAUCAACUGGGAAGAGCUUGAGAGAAAAGAGAUUGACCCACCCUUCAGACCAAAAGUGAAAUCACCAUAUGACUGUAGCAAUUUCGACAAGGAAUUCCUAAGUGAGAAACCCCGGCUAUCGUUCGCUGACAGAGCACUCAUCAACAGCAUGGACCAGAACAUGUUCAGCAACUUCUCCUUCAUUAACCCGGGGAUGGAGACUCUCAUUUGCUCCUGAACCUCAUCCCUCUUCCCCAGACUGGAAGAAAUUCGCCUUCUCUCUGGGAACUGGUUCAAGUAACACUUCUGGGGGUCUCUUUUUCACGUUGGAGAAGAGAAGAAACACUCAACCUCGAAAGCAGGGAGGACCGCUGAGCUCCUCGAGGGACACGCAGCACAAACCAUGUCUCCUUCACUAAUGGCAUCAUCCUGUUAUAUCUCCUGGAAUCUCUCUCACCGCAGCCCUAGAAGUUAGACCAUUGUUAACUCUAGUCAUUUACUUGAAAGAUGGUUCCCGAUCCUGCGAACGAUUCGAAAUGUAAUUCUGCUCUUGUCGUUGACAAGAGCUGCUGGUUGGUGACGAACCAAGGUGCAAGUGGAACAGAUUUCUCAAGACCGGGAGGGCAGAUUGCCUGUCAUGGAAGUCGAUUCCACUCAACCACAGAGAAGGACCCACUAACCCGCAUCGUCCUGCGCAUGUCUGUGGAAAUGUCGAUGGCAGAAGGGAGGGAAAGGGAUGUGAUGGGAUGUUCUCCAAUAAACUUAGCGUGAAACUUGAGAUUUACAAACCCGUUCGUUCUGGCCAGCCCUGAAAUUCACAAGGCAGCGGAAAGUAAGGGGUGAGGUGCAGAGCCUUUGUCACCAACAGGAAGGGUAAGGAUGUUUCGGAUGUGGUGCAUCUCAUUCCCACAGAAGUAAAGUCCAACCAACGAAGGCAGGGCAGUUUACUGCUGCCAAUCAAACCUUCUCUUCCCUCUUGUUCUGGCUGAUUUCUCUGUCAGCGUCGGCAUUCGUCAUCGUCCUCCCGUUGCACAAGAAAUGAAGUACAUGACUCUUGUGAGAGAAAGAAAACCAAUCCCAUAUCAUGUUGCUCCUGGUGAUUCGGUGACAAAUAAGUCCCUCUUUAGGCAUCCUGCAAGACAAACGACCCACGCAUGCUAUUUCCACUAGUCAGCCCUGUUGAGUUGGAGUACUAAUUAGACACUUAGAGUCUCGCGUGCUGUUUGUAUAUUUUGAUGGGAUGUUGUGAUGAUGACGUACGUGGACGUGUAAAACGGAAUAAAAGAAGAAAAGAAAGAUG
Messenger RNA from Rattus norvegicus (Norway rat), 3370 nucleotides. RefSeq names its product protein kinase C, theta (gene Prkcq). Lineage: Eukaryota; Metazoa; Chordata; Mammalia; Rodentia; Muridae. Gene Ontology annotation, biological process: intracellular signal transduction. The coding region runs from base 185 to 2308 and encodes 707 amino acids. Gene Ontology annotation, cellular component: cytoplasm; plasma membrane. The record is from RefSeq and is marked validated. The transcript has 18 exons. Gene Ontology annotation, molecular function: protein serine/threonine kinase activity; protein kinase activity; diacylglycerol-dependent serine/threonine kinase activity.